Heteronotia binoei (common prickly gecko) is the source of this 898-nucleotide messenger RNA. RefSeq names its product dentin sialophosphoprotein-like. The coding region runs from base 107 to 898 and encodes 263 amino acids. NCBI's taxonomy places the organism in Eukaryota, Metazoa, Chordata, Lepidosauria, Squamata, Gekkonidae. The transcript has a single exon. The record is from RefSeq and is a predicted model, not a curated record.
UGAGGAAUUCCAUGCCACCCAUAACGUUAAGGCAAGAGAAAACACUGACACCCUGUAUAAUGAUCAUCACCAUCAUUUUGACAGCUACUAUUUCAAUGAAGAAGGCAUGCAAGGAGAUGAUCCAGGUAACUCUGAUCACUCUGAUUCUAGUCAGCAGGCAGAGGACCAGAGCCGUUCCAGUGAGUCCAGCAAGUCCAAUGAAUCUAGGGAGCCCAGAAGUUCCAGUGAAUCUACAGGGUCCAGUAGCUCCAGUGAAUCCAGAAGUUCCAGUGAAUCUAGUGAGUCCAGCAGUUCCAGUGAAUCUACAGGGUCUAGUAGCUCCAGUGAAUCCAGUAGUUCCAGUGAAUCUAGUGAGUCCAGCAGUUCCAGUGAGUCCAGUGAAUCCAGCAGUUCCAAUGAAUCUAGUGAGUCCAGUAGCUCCAGUGAAUCCAGCAGUUCCAGUGAAUCUAGUGAGUCCAGCAGCUCCAGUGAAUCCAGUGAGUCCAGCAGCUCCAGUGAAUCCAGCAGCUCCAGUGAAUCCAGUGAGUCCAGCAGCUCCAGUGAGUCCAAUGAAUCCAGCAGUUCCAGUGAAUCUUCAGAAACCAGUAGCUCCAGUGACUCCAGCAGUUCCAGUGAAUCCAGUGAGUCCAGCAGCUCCAGUGAAUCCAAUGAAUCCAGCAGUUCCAGUGAAUCUACAGAGACCAGUAGCGCCAGUGAGUCCAGCAUUUCCAGUGAAUCUAAUGAGUCCAGUAGUAACUCCAGCAGUUCCAGUGAGUCAAGCAGAUCCAGUGAUUCAAGUGACACUAGUGAUUCUAGCAACUCCAGUGACUCUAGCAGUUCUACCAAUUCUAGCAGUUCUACUAAGUCCGGAAGCUCCAGUGAUUCCAAUGACUCCAGUGAUUUGGAGAGUUCCAAAUAA